Messenger RNA from Cryptosporidium muris RN66, 11511 nucleotides. RefSeq lists its product as uncharacterized. NCBI's taxonomy places the organism in Eukaryota, Apicomplexa, Conoidasida, Eucoccidiorida, Cryptosporidiidae. The coding region runs from base 1 to 11511 and encodes 3836 amino acids. The record is from RefSeq and is a predicted model, not a curated record. The transcript has 2 exons.
AUGAGACAAGAUAUUUUGCAUAUCAACUGCUCAAAUGAAUGUCUUGAACUAUGUUUACUGACUCCUCAAUUACAAUUUAUACAAAGGCAGCUCUUGAAGCUAUGUAUAAGACCUUCAAUUUUGAUACUCGAAAACUUGAAUAGUACUGAUAGUCUGGAAGCUCUAAAUCUCGAGUUUCUUUUAAUAGAAUAUCAAAAAAGUGGUCAGAAUUCAAUCAGAGUUGUUUUAGUUGGUUCAUUUACUCUGUCACUUUUUUCAGAUUUAUUUUUACCAAUUUAUAUAGUAUUAAAACCAAAACUGAAUAUCUUGGAUAAUAGUGAUAAUGAUGGUUCUAUAUCAUAUAUAAAUACUGGUACAUGCAUGUGUUGUAUACAUAGUAAUUUGCACUUUUCAUUCAUCCUAGAUUUAAGUUUCUCUCUUAGAUAUUUAAUUAGAAAUAGAAGGAGAGAGUAUACAAAAUUAGAUUUGGUUAUUUUAUAUUUCUCUGAGAUUUUGAAAGAGCUCUUUGAGGCUAUAUCAGCCCUAAAUAGAUGUAUAUACAAAGAUAGUAAAUCAACUAGUAAUAUUAACAUAAGAAUCUCAAUUCUUAUUUUUGGCAUCAAUACGAAUGACUCUAGUUACCAACUUAUAUUACAUGAUACUUGUAUAUCUGAUUGUGAAGUGACAUCUAUAUUUUUGGAUUUGAUUAUUUUAAAGAUACAAGAAGAAAUUGGGAGGUUGUUAUAUCAAAGUCUUGAAUUUUAUAAUAGUUCCUAUUUAACAAAUAAUUGGUGGAAUUUUGAAUUAAAAUUAUAUUUAGACUCACUUCCUAGUGAAUUUGAUAAAUCAGUCAUUAUAAUAACAGAUGGUAUAAUAUCUAAAAAUUUGAAAGCAGCUACUGAAGUAUAUAAGGACGAUCAGAUCCUUUGUCUAAAUAAUGACAUAAUUCGGACAUGUAUAAGUAAUGAUAUUCAGGUUCAUAUAGUAUUAGUUAAAGAUUCUGAGCCUGAAUAUAAAACUAGCUAUGGUAUGGUACCAUCUAUUGAAACAUUAGAAUAUCUUACGAGGUGCUGUUGCAAUGGUAGUAUGACAAUUGUAGACGAAGAAAUAGUAGAUAAUUUAAAGUUAAAACAGAUUGUUAAGAAUCUUUUAUUCAGAAAUACUGAAGUGAGUAUUGUGGAUACUUUAAGUAUUGAGGAAUUAUAUUUGAAUUGUUUUCUGUAUAAAUCUUAUUUAUUAGAUAAAAGAAUUUCAUUAUUAGAUAUAUUUGCAUCUAAGAUGAUGAUUGGAUAUAAUCUUUUAUUUAAAGAUCAAUUAAUAUCAAUACCUGUUAUUUUAGUUUCUCAAUUUCAUAGUUUUGUUAAUAUUUACUAUACUGUUGAUGAUUACGACUAUAAUAGAUGGUCAGUUAAAAUAUAUAUACAAGAUAUAAAUGGCAUAUUUAAAUUUAAUACCUUAUACAAUUCUGAAUAUGAAUCGGGAACUGGUUACAAACAAUCUCAAAUAGCUAAUUUUGAAUUAAAUUCCAGCACCUACAGUAUGGAUGAACAAACUUGUGACAUUGAAUGUUUAGUAGAUGAUAAUAAGCCAGAAAUAAUAUUUGGGAGGAAAUUAUUUAGUUCAGGCAGAAGUUUAUAUAGCAAGAAGGAUAUUUUGUUUCAAAAUAUCAACUUAUACAUAAACAUGAUGGUAAACAUAGAUUAUUUACUAAAUGAUAUUUCGAAAGUACUCUCGGGGCAACAUUUAAAUUUGCAAUCCCAAAAAUUAAUAGAUAGCAAUGAGAAUAUGUACUUUUCAAAUAUAAAUGAGAAAAUUUGUUUUGAGGAUCAAACAAUAUGGAAUAUAAUGAGAUCUUGGUGCAGUGAUAUUUGUACCAAAAACAUAAAUUUAGAGUUAUAUGAACAAAUUCAGAAUAUAAAGAAAGAUAAUCGUUAUUAUAUUCAGUGGUUAAAGCUUUAUAGAUACCUCUCUAAGGAUGAAGAAGAAAAUUCAGAGUUGAGUAGUUUAGUUACAAUUUACAGCUUAUAUCAUGGUCUUAACCAGCAGAUAUGUGAAGAAAACAGUAAAAAGCUACUUGAUAAUAUAUAUAUUAAAAUAAUGAAUUUUGGAGAUAAUUAUUUGGUCAGUGGAUACAAUUCAGUUUCUGCUAAAUUUAGCUAUAUUGAAAAUUUGAAGAUAGGACCGGAGCAUUUAGGAGUUUUAUCUCCUGUAAAAUCAAUAGAAUAUAUUCUAUUUUCUAUUAUAAAUACACAAAAUUGCUUUGUUAAUCAACUUCAAAUGAAAAGGUCAUGGAAAUAUAUGUUAUGGAAUACGUCUAGCAAUAUUUUUGAUAGAAGAAAACAAAUUUUCAACAAGGAGUACCUUUCCAUGUUUUUAAGUCAUCGUAUUAUUUCUACUUUAGGAAAAGCAAGAUACCAUGAAAAUUGGAUCUUAUUAUAUGUUAAAGAGAUUAGCACAAAUAUAAGAGUUGUAUGGAUAAAAUUUGUAACUGGUAAGAAUCAGGGAAAUAUGAAUCAAAAGGAAAUCAAAGACGAAAUAAUAAUAUUAGUAUAUGAAAUUUCCAUAAUUUUCGAUAGGAAUAGCUCCGGAUCUCCAAUAGUUUGUACCUUAUAUAUGAUAAACCAAAACAAUAUUAUUAAUUCUCUAGAGCCAAAUUAUUGUGAUUUAUUUACUUAUUUUCUUGAUUACAUUCAAAACCAGGAUAACAAUAUAAUUAAAGCAAUCUCUUUAAUUAAUUAUUUGUCAAACUUUAAUAAUAUUAAAAAUAAAGUGCAAUUUAGAAGAAAUUCAACUCGAAUAUUUAAAAGUAGGUCAACAAUAAAUAGGAGAGUUAACUUAAAUUUGGAAGAAAUGUCAAUUUUGUUUUUAGCUCUAAGUAAGAGAAGCUCUGAGGAAAUUGAACACUUUAAUAAUGAUACGGGGAAAUUCACCAAAUCUUUAGAUCAUAUAAAUUGUAUAGAUCAAUUUUCAAAGUGUCUAAUAGGCUCAGACAAUGAAUAUUCUGUGUUUGAAAAUAAAAAAACUCAGCACAUAAUUAAGGAGUUUGAGUCUUAUUGUUCAAUUGAAAUAAAUCCUUUUAAACAAGAUUAUUCAUUUGAAUACUUUAAUACAGAUAAUCAUGAAAAAAGAGUAAUGGAGAAAAGUAAAUAUUUAUUUUGGAAGAGUAAAAUGAGAGAAAUAGCGUGUGAUUUGCUGGAUAAAUUUAUUAAUAAGAUUAAUAGAAGAGCAGAAUAUUCAUUGAGAAUCAAAAAAUAUGAGUGGUAUUUAUUUAACUUUUUGAAUUCUGCAAAGGUUAGUUACAAUUUAAGAUGCAACCAAACAUUAAAUCAUACGGAAUCUGAACAUAUAUUUAAUGAACACUUUUUAAUUAUACACAUAUAUCCUGAGAAGUGGAGCAAGGAACAAUUUAAGAAAGAAAAGUAUAUAGAAACUACAAUUAAUGAUACAAAUAAUUAUAUUGAAUUAAAUAUCCUUAAAUUAGACUUUUAUAUUGGGAAUUGCAAUGCUCUAUGUUGCGGUGUAACAUCAAACUUGAAAAAGAUAUUUUUUGAUAAUUUCGAUUUUUCAUUAUAUUGCAAAUAUAAUGAUAAUAAAUGUGAAGGAAUUCUUAAUGAGAGUAUAAUAGAAGAUUCAGUAAAUCUUUAUAUACAAGAUGUGCUUUAUAUAUGGAAUACUUUGAGAUUUAAAGCUAUAUGUGACUAUUGCACUCACAAUAUUCCAGUCCAUUAUAGGGAUAUAGAUAUUUUACUAGAUGAUCGACAAAGUGAAAUUUUUUUUAAGAAUUAUAUUGCAAAUAUGGUAUAUACUUCAAGGGAUAUAUUAAAUAUAGAUGAAACUAUUUCUAAAAUGAAGCAUAAACCAAUUAAGUUUUCAGUUCCUAUAUCCAUUUUUCAGAAAGUUUUAUACAGUGCCUUCAAAAAACUCAGACCAUCAAGUAAUAUAUUACAUUAUGUUUCUAAUAAUCAAGAUAUAUUAAAGAUGAUAAAAUGUAUGGAAUCUGAAUUAAUAGCCAGAAUUGGCACACAGACUUUUGGAUUUCAAAUAGUUAAGACAGUUAGUAGUUUAGAUCAUUGCGAUUUCAUCACAUUAUUUAGUCAAUAUUCGAAUUAUCAUAAAUUUGGUGAAAUAGAAAUAACUGAUAACUCCUUUAUAAAUAAAAAGGAUGAUUUAAUCAAUUGUAUUAAUAGUACUGAAUUUAGAAAAGAAGCAAAUGAUAAAUUAAAAAGACCUCUUUAUUUAUAUAAUUUGAAAAAAUAUGGAUAUAGACCUUCUUUGCUUGUGAUGAAAAUUUCUAGUAGCUCAAUUGAAUUGUUAGAUAAACAGAAGAGUCUUAUUUAUUCAUUUAUUAAAUUAAAAGGGGAAAAAGUGAUGACUAGCUUAAAUCCAAAUGCAUUGACAUAUUGGCUAUUUUUAAUUACUUGUUUAUGUAUUUUGGAGUCUAGCAAUUUAAAUAUAGAUAUAUUCAUAUAUGAAUAUAACAAAUGUACUAAAUUGAAAGAAUAUUGUACAAGUAAAUACUUUGAUAUUUAUGAACAUUUUGUUGAGAAAUUAAGAUACACUAUCUAUCAUUGGAUUAUUGAUACAGCUAUGGAACUAUCCUUUACGCAUAAAUCAGAUAGCUGUUUGUUAGAAAAAAUUAUUGGGAUAAAUAGUCAUAGACAUUCUAUAGACAAUUUGUCACUUUUUGGAAAGGACUUAUUUUUGGAAUGUAUUCAAAUUACCCAAAGAGUAGUUUGGAAUCAGAAUAAUCCUGAUCUCAAUAUUUUGCAAAAAUUAGAACAUCUUCAUGGAAGCUCUAUAAUGUAUACAUCAAGCAUUUAUAUUCCUUUACUACCCUUUUUUUUAAAAAAAAAUAAGGAUGACUAUGCUUCUCUUUUUAAUAGUUUCUCCUCUAAAGUUGAUUUAGUACCAAUACAGAGAGAUCCACUGAUACUCUUGUGGAAUAGGAAUAAAAAAAAAAUACUUUUGAAUGAAGAAGAUGAAAAAAUAAAUUUGCAAAAAGAUGAGUAUGAAUAUUUAGAUCUUAAUUCUAUACAAAAUCACUUUAGAAUAUUUAUUUCAAUGCAAUUUGAUGUGGAUGAAAUUGAAAACCUGCCUAAUUCAGAAAUUAAAUGCAAGUUGAAUUAUCUAAAUAAUGGUUCUUUUACUUGUGUAUCAAGUAUGAAUAAUCAAUUAUUGAGUCUAGAUGACAAUAAUUUAUAUUUAAAAGUUUCGUUUUUUUUAUAUUCACCUUCCUCAAUUGAACUAGUUAAGCUUCAGGAAAAUAAUUCUAGUAAAAUAUGGUGUAAAUUUUGUAAUUGCAAAUUCUUAAGUCAAAGUUUGAAUGAAAUUAUUUCUUUUUGCUUUUCUUCAAUCCAAGAACGUUUUAUUAAAAUGUGGAAAGAAUUUUCUAUAGACUUUUUACUUAAAAAUACGAUUAAUACGAAAACUGCAUCUCCUUAUAUAAUCCCUAUAAUAUCAGAAGAGCCUUUUGCAUCAAUUAAUGAUUAUUGUUCACCAAUAGAGUUUUUUGAGACUGCAAAAUCUGUCCAUAACAAUUAUGAAGCUAAUUUAUAUAUGAGGAUAUUUGGAAAUCCUAACACUACAUCACUUUAUAAUAUACCUUUCGGCAUGACUCCUAGUUACUACUUACAGACUCAAAACUCACUAUAUCACAAGUCAUCAAGAAUUGAAGACACUUCUAACUUUGGUAAGAUCACACUUUGGGAUGGUAAACAGGUGCAAAUACCUCAUUAUACAUUUUGGUUGAAUCCUCAAGAUGAAAUAUCCCUAGAAAUACCUUAUAACUUAUUCAAUAUUCCACUACUUGAUGGUUUUCUUACUACAAACUUUACUGACAACAAGAUAUAUAACUCAAGCAUAUCAUGUUUAGCUUUUCAAUUUGCAUCUUUCACUAUAAACUCUCCUGAAGGUUGGCUAUGCUGCUCAGAUGAUAUUAUACUCACAUAUCCACUGACAUCAGGUACAGGUUCUGUAUUUUUAAUUAAACCUGGAUACUUACUAAUGAAUAAAUCAAAAGAUGGGAAACAAAGUUCUUCCACAGUAGGACUUUCGCUGACAUUUUUUGGAGUGAGAAAACCUUCAAAAGGUACAAAAGGGCACUUUAUGAAAUAUUUAAAAAUAGCUUUACAAAACUUCGGAAAGAAGACAAACAAUUUAGACUAUUCUAAAAAUGAAUUUAAUGAGGUACUUCAAUUGAGCUCAUUAAAAAUUGGAAAUGAUGAAGAACAAAUUGAUGACUCAACAUUGAUUAGAAGGAAUAGUUGGAGUAAAUCCGAUCUUACUGGAGCUAGCAAUAUUGUUAUAAAUACUUCUCCAAUUUAUUUUAAUGAUAGCAAUGUAUCACUUAAAUUUAAUAGUAACAAUAUUACAGAUAAAAACUACUCACCUAAGCUAUUAUUACAAGAAAUUCCACUUCCUGUGGCAUCUGCUAUUUGGAGAAUGAGCUCGGCGUUUCAUAAUUAUAUAGCCAUUUCUUUGUGGAAUAUAGCAAAAAAAACUGAAAUAAAACUUUGUAUUAAGGAUAUACUUUUGAGGUUUGUAAAAAGACUAAAUAUAAUGGGCUUUAGUGACAUAAUAAAUGAAGACUUAGAAAAUAAUAGAUCUAGAGUCAGAUUUAUAAUACCAAAGAAUGUAAUUAUGCAAUUUUAUAACUUUAAAGUAUCUCCCACUACUGAAAAUUUAAACUCAAAACAAAAGAUUCUCUCUGAAUAUUGUAUUGAUAUUGCAAUAUUUUCAGGUAUAGAUGGAAUGCCACUUCCUAUGAAUGGAGCUUGGGGUGGAGGGGUUCGUCUUGGUGAACAAAUAAACUCCUCAAUAAUACUGUUAAGUAUUUAUGAAGAUGAUAUUGAUAAAUGGCAACAGUUAAUAUGGGAUAUUAAUGAAAAUUUGGAUUUACUCGAUCUCACAACAAAUAAUAGAACUAUUAGAGCAAAUAUACCUAAUAAUACAGGUUCAUACAGUCCAUGGAAUAUUCUUCGUAAUCAUGAAGGCCAUUCAAUACAGGUUCAACCAUCAUUACCAGUACAUAUUAUUCCAGAAUCAUUUCAAGAUCAUUCUUUAAAUAGUACCCAUAGCUAUAAAAAAGCAAAUAUUUGGUUAAUGCCCUGCUUAUAUAUUACUGCCGAUAUCUGGAAUUUUUCCAAACUACUUGACUAUGAGUCUGCUUUAUACGAAGAUAAUUUUGGAGAAAGUUCGAAGUUUCAUACGGAAUUAUUAGAGCUAGUUAAGUCGCUAUUAAAUUUAACUCUACUAGAUCUCGCUUUUGAAUUGCGUUUUAUGAAACAAGAAGCAACACCUACCAAGGAACACUCAAAUAAAGAGCCACAGCUUCCAACUUAUGAUAGAGAGAAAUCUGAAGAACUACGUUUUGGUUUUGUACAUGAGAUAAAUAAUGACUCAUCAUUACUAAAUAAUGGAGAUAUAUUGAUACCUAGCUUAGGUUCAUCUAUUCGUCACUUGUUUAAAUAUAAAGAAGAGUUGCAAAAUAUUUUGCAAAAUAUCAGAUUCCAUGAAAAUUUAGUCCAUAAGUUUUCUUCCUCUAUUGGAGAGCAUGAUAAUCAAACCAACACAUUAUCUCACACUAAAACUUCACAAAUAAUGCACUACUCAGUACCAAUAUUGAGCAAAUUCAAUUUAAGUAGCUCAAACGACUUUCAAACCCAACAAUUAUAUAAUCCUUCAUGGAGUAUUCAGAGUCUACUAAAUAAUAUUUAUGAAACAGUUAUAAGAGAGAAUUUCAGUAAAAACAAGAAUUUCAAAGCUUACUUAAUUGGCCACUCUUGUUUUAUACAUGAUUUAGAGCAAUUAGAUAAAUUUCAAAAUGAUGGAUAUCCUCAGUAUCCCAAUACAAAACAAAGUGUUGAAAUUAGAAAUGACGACUUUAAUGUAGAUGAUUUACAACCAGAUAAAGCUAGAGAAUACCUUAAUAUCAAUUUUUCAAGUUUUAUAAAUAAGAUUCAAACUAUAGAAACACGUGAAUCUGGGUGGCAUGUAUCUAAAUACACAAGUUCUUUGAAGUAUUGUGAAUUUAUAUCUAAAGAUAUACAAAUCUGGAUUGAUUCUUUAUAUGAAAAAAAUUAUAGAAAUUUAAAACAGAAUACAAGUAAUGAUAUGGAUUUUAACUCAACUUUUUGUUCUCUAUUUAAACUUUGUGGUGGAAGGAUUAGACCAAGAAUAACUAUCAUAUUAUAUUCAUCUGAUGAAACUGGAACUUGUGAAAUUGAAAACAAUAGUCCUAGUUUAAACUAUGCUAAUUACAAUGAUAUUUCACUCAGAUAUUAUGCUUUUAUAGAUAUUACACCAAAUGGGAUACUACUUUUAAGCUGGUAUUUACCUAAAAGUACUGAAUCUAAAUUAAAAAAUAUAUUCAGUGAUUAUAUUUGGAAUACAACUUUAUAUACCCUAUGGCUCUAUCAAUUAAUAGGAUGGAAUAACUCUAUUAAAGAUAAUUAUAUCCCUAUUAUUGAUCUAUCUCCAUUCGCUGUUAGUUGGGAUUAUAUAUCCUCUUCACUAUUAAAUACAAACUAUGGUGUUUUAUGUGGACUACCAAUAUAUAUAAUUUACUUUAUAUGGAGUAAAUAUUUUAAUCUACAUUUAUACCCACUAAAAUCUCCAGAAAAAUUAUUUAGUAACGUAUGUGUUUCAUUGAAUAUUCAGAUAUAUAACCUCAAGUCAUGCCAUAAUAUAUGUUCUUUAAUGGACGGUGCUACUCCCAUAUUUCUGGAAAGAUUUGAUUUUUUUUUGGAAGAAAAUCAUUUAACAAAUGAAUAUGUAAAAUAUAAUCAGAUUGAAUCAUUAUAUCCUUCUGUUUUACAAGAACUUAUCUCACAACAGGCCAAUCAGUUUAUUAAAGAAUGGAUGACUUUAUAUUCAAAAUAUAGAUUUUGGAAUUAUAUUAGCUUAUUAUUAACUUCAACACUCUCAAACUGGAAUAGGGAAGUUAAUCUAAUUAAACUCAAAUCUGAUCAAGUAGAUUUUAAUUUCUCACAUAAACUAUUAAAUAUUUAUGAUAUUUUUGAAGAUAAAUUUUACAAUACACUAGAAUUCCUAUUGGAAGAAAUGGAAUUGAUAUUUUUAUUUUUUAGUAAAAAGAAAAUGAGUCAUCUCUCUGUAUUUCCUUCAAAAUUGUUAAAUUACAGUAAUGAAAAUAACAAUGUAAAUAUUGAAAAAUACUCCACUCAUUUAAACUUAUUAUACACAUUAUCAGACUUUAAAAGUCAAUUAGUUGAAAUACUGGAAUAUAUUACGAGACCAAAUCUUCAACAUUACCACAAUUGGCUUUUACACCCAGAACUUGAAGAAAAUUUUGAAAGCGAUACUUAUUAUAAUAGAGUGAAUAUACACAACGCAACUUUAGAUAAUGAAACUACCUGUUAUAUUCCUAAAGAUUUGGGGUGUUUAAAAUGUCUAGAAGAUUUCCAAACAAUAUCAAUUAGUUUAAUUAUAGCAAUUCUUUUACUUGAUAAAAGUCCCAAAACAAAAAUUCAAAGAGUAAAUAUUAAAAAAGGUAUCCAAAUCCAACAAGCAAAAACUUCUUACAAAUACUCUGAUAAACAGAGUUAUGACAUAUCUCUCGUUAUAUACAAGCAAAUAUUUAAGGAUCUACCUUUUUGCUCCUCUUCACAGUCAUAUUAUUUAAAUGUACUAAAUAGUUUAACAGAAGCAAUUGAUAGACAUAUGAAUAUGAUGAAUAUGAUUCGUAUAAAGCACAGCUUUAGUCAACCACUUUCUAAUAGUUCAAAUAUUUAUAUAAUCAUCAGAAUUUUACGAACUUUCUCACUAAUUCGAUCCAAUUACAUAUUUCAAGAUAAUUUACAACACUUAUCUCAGAAUAUAUUUCAAGAAGCUCCGCUUAUACCUUUACAAAUAUCUCAAGAAUUAAUUUAUAUUGGAACUUUAUACAAUGAUACUGGUCUUAAACAUAUUAUAUGUUUACUUUUUACUGUAACUUCCCAAAAUAUAACUGUCACAGUAAUUGGAAAUAAUCAUGUUAGCUUAAACUUACAUCUUAAUAUUAAGCUACAUUUAUUUUCAGAUGAUGAGCUUGAAACUACAGAUCAGAGCUGCCCUAUUAAACAAUUUCUAAUUAAAUUGAAUUUAAGAAAGUUUUUCAUGACUCAUAUUAUGAAUCAAUCUCAUGAUUGCUUAAAAGAGGUAUGGAAUCAGUAUUGCAAUAAUAGUAUAGUGUUUCACAAACUGGUUAAUAAUCAAUAUAAAAAUAUUAAUCCAACAUUUUAUUCCCCUAAACAAUUAGUUUUGAUGAUAAAGUGGUUUUUCAAUAAUGAUAUAUUAAAAAAUAAAGUUGAGGGAAAUAAUUUAGAAAAAAAGUCAAUUUGGGGUAACUUAAAUAAUACAAUAGUUAAUAAAAAUAAUACUGUUAGCUCAUACUAUGAUUUCGAAAAAAGUAGUAAAUUCACAACUAAUGACGCUAUUAAUUUAACUUCUGAUAAUUCUCCUAUUGUAGAAGAUGUUGUCAGAAAUUAUUACAUUCUAAAUUCAUUUUCUAUGCAUAAUUUUGACUUAAACACAAUAAUAAAUGACUUACUCUACAAUCAAGAAGAGAAUAGUAUUAUUUCCAUAUCAUUUAAUGGGUCAGAUUUACUUGUUCUUGUAAAAGAUAUUUUUGAAAAUGAUAAUAUUAUUAUUUCAUUUUUAAUAACAUCAAAAUCUAGUUUCUUAAAUACUUUUAGUACAAAAUCAAGAUUAACUAAUAACUAUGAAUACAGGAAAAAAAAGGAACAAUCUCAUUCUAUCUUAUAUUUUUGUCUCAUUUUAAAUUCAUUAAAUGGAAAUCCUAUUCAUACUACUAAUAAUGAAAUUGAAGAUACUUAUGAAACCAACAAUAUAGAGCUUAUAAGAUCUUUUACUAUUUUUAAAAUCACAAAUAUUCUAUGGCACUCUCAACAGAGGAUAAAUUCAAGGAAUAUAUGGGACAAAAUUAUCAAAUUUGGUUUAAAGAUUAAUUCAGGAUCUAUAAACGAGCUAUUAUCUAAUAAAUUCACAACAGUUGCUAAUUUAAUGAACUUACUUAAAAGAAAAUUGGGACUUUCAACUUUACAGGAAAUUACUUUACUAGAAGUUCCUUAUAAACUAUAUUCAAAAUUACGAUUUAUAAGUAUUUGGGAAAAAUUGAAAAUAUUUUUUUUUCCAUUAAAAAAAUUUUUUGAAAAAAAUGGUGCAUUAAAUGUUGGUUAUAUACAUAAUUAUUGUGGAUUAUUAUCACGCUCAAAAAUUAAAGUGCAAGUUUUUGCUAUAUUUAAAGAUUCUACAUUUAAAUUUGUUCUUUUAAAAUUUACCUUUAUUUUUGAGUUAGAAGAAAACCUUCUAAAGUUGAAAAUUGAAAAAUUACACUGUAUUACAACAAUAGAAAAAAGGAAUUUCCAGAAUAUAAGUACUACGGAAAAAUAUAGCUGCAACCCUAUACAUAAUAAAGAGCAAGUAAACUAUACUACUAUGAUAAACAGAAUAAUAAGUGAUAUAAUAAUCCCAACAUUUCAUUAUAUAAAGUCACUUUCAAUUGAGCACUUGUAA